GUGGUGAUACUCCGUAUAUAAUAAGUAUAAGUACGGGUUAAAACGAAGUAUUUUGUUGAGAUUCUCUCUUCCCGAUUCAUUCUUCUUUCAUAAACCGGAUAGCUGCAGAUGAAUCUAUCAAUGGAAACAGUUUUUGAUUUGUUGAAUUGGGCACUAGAGAAGCUGAAACAAAAGAUAAUGGGUAUUAGUCACGAUGCGGCCAGGGAAAUUGUAGACGAGCAGUAUUAUACUCCUCCGACUAGUCCCCGGCGGCGGCGGCGGCGGCGGAAAGAAUUGCAUCUUCAUGAACAUCAUCACCCCAGGCUAUUAUUUCGGGAAGAUAUGUAUCCCAGGCAAGGCGUGCUGUACAGCAUCUCGGAAAGCCGUUCCUACAAGACCGAUCUAUCAGCAUUCGUGAAAGACAAAUACCUCAUGGAAACCAACGGCGGCGGGGGAGGAUGGUUGCUGGUACACGACUUGAAGAACACCAAACACGUCUUCCUUCUCAACGUCUAUUCGCUCCAUAAGGUGCAACUCCCCAAAUUCGAUUUACUCAUUGAUUUCGCCUGCCUUUCAUUAUCAUCACCAUCAUCCACUUCUACUCCCGGCGCCGGCUUUGUCGCGGUGUAUAACAUAGACUCGUCCACGGUAGGGAUUUGCAACGUGGGUGACAACAGCAGGUUUGUGGAAGGAAGGUUAGCGGAUCCAAUCGCAUCGUUGGUGAGCAUCGGCGGAAAUCUGUAUGGCAUAAUGGCUUGUUCCAUACUCAAUUUGGUGCGGGUUGUGGUUACUAAGGGAAAUGCGAGGCUUGAACCGGUAGGUGAAAUUCCCCGUCCCCUCAGCUUAAUGUGCGGACGAAACGGUAUUAAGGGCUACCAAGGCUUCCUAGCAGCAGAGAGUUGUGGCCGCCGCGGCGGGGUCAUUGUGGUGGUCAAAGUUAGUCGUGGGCAUGUGGACAGACCCCGGGGGCCCCCGCGCCCGGUGGAGUGUUUCCGGAUUUUCACAUUUGAUUUCUGCACCAGUGAAUGGGCAGAGUUGGAUACCCUUGGUGGACGUACCCUUCUCUUGGGCUGUCAUUUCUCCCUUCACAUAUGCCGCGAUGUCCCCAAUCUCAGAAGAAACUGCAUUUACUUUGUUGAACGCGGAGACAAGAAUCUCUACGUCUUUGAUACGGAAGAUAAACUCAUCACUACCCAUCUCCCUUACUCUGGGGACGACAUUCAAACCAACCUCUUGUGCCCAACUUGGCUAUUCUAAUCUGCUAUACAUGAUUCAUUCUGUAUGUUUAAUGCUAUCCUCAUUCUUUUAUUCUUUCUUUCUUUAUAAGCAUGUUUCUUUUCUAAAAUCUUUACUUGAUGUGAACGCUGAAACAAUGCAGUGGUUGUAGGCCGCUUUAUUCUUUUCCAUUACUAGUGUGGAUCUAAUUGUAUUCUCACCUUCCUAACACAGCUUAAAGUUAGCUUUUAUCGUCCUGUUUUCCAUUCUCGCCCAUUUUAAAGAGAAGUAUCAUAUCAAGCAAAUGACCUCAACCAGAAUGCAACUUGUCCUUACUGAACUAUAGCCUCACAAAUCCAAAUUUAUCAUCAAGUUCAAGUUUAUCCACUGUAAAAUGCCUUCAAUUCAAUUCUCACCUUUGGGACAUAUGUGCUGCCUACCCACAAAAAUGUUUGCAACCUCUCCCACAGUACAUAAGUGUUAAAUUCACAAACCCAUAAGAACGACAAUAUAUUGUUCAGACCUGAGCAAAAACUUUUAGAUCUUUUACAAAAAACUAUGAUAUUUAUUUAUGCAAAGAAGGAUUUAGCUAUUCAAUAUUUGAGUUGUCAAUCUACUCAUGAACAUAUAAGAAGAUUAAAAAUUAUCUGUUUAGGUUUUAUCUCAAAGAUGUUAUACAUUUUUAGGGAAAACUGAAAAGAAAAUCUAAACUCUUCAAUUUGUAUACAUUUUCAGAAUUUGUAAUAAGUUUUAAACUUUCUAAAUAUCAUUUAGUAAUUUUUCAUGAAGUAUUUUAUGAUAAAACAAAUUGCUAAAUUUGUGAUUUUCUGAACUUGCUAAUAAAGUUAUCAUGAAGAACUAUCAAUUUAAAGAAUUCACAAUCCACACAGAAACCAUAAAUUGAGCUGCAUAUAAUCUCCAAACCAGAUUAUACAUAUAUUAUCAAUGAAGCAACUGUGCGUUUCACAUCCCUUCUAUGUAGUACUCCGUAUAAUAAAUGAAUCUCAGUCCCCUAUUUGAAAAUGUGUACAACCGCAGGUAUCUUUUUGUAGUUAUCCCUAAAACUAUCUCGUCAAGUGAUGCAAUCAUCGUUUGGUCAAGAGUUAUCAGUCACAUUAGCACAAACUAUUUUUCAUUAUAUUGUUGUUUAGUUAAGUAUGUCACAGACUUGAGAGUACAAGUUCAUUUUGAUUAAAGUUAGUAAUAUACGAUGACGACAAACGAUCAAUAUAAAUUGUGUGGGUGUUUUCUUCAUGGCAACUGAUUAUAGUCUGCAAUGUCCAUAAUAAUUUUGUUGACUUGCAUUAUAUGGUGUCUUAUUUUUAAUGUUAUCAUAUUUUUUAUUUAAAUGUAUUUACUACACUCCUGUGCAACACAUGAGCGGAUUUACUAGUCUUCUUUUAGUAAAAGUAACAACCAGAAGAAUUUAUGCAUAUGGUCCAAUGAGAUAAACUAUAUGUAUGGCACUUCCCUUAUUAUGUGGAAGAUAAUGAAGUAUUCAAACAGUAUGACAUAAUAAUCUUUAUAUGAUACAAUGAAAAAGAAAUAAAGUGUUUUAUUUGACAAAUUCCAAUUUAUUAGAUUUAUUGAAGGAGUUUGACACAGUCAAGAUAGGUCGAGAACAAGACGUAUACAUUCUGCCAUAUACUUCCAGUUGAUAUAAUUACACAAGAGAUCAGAAGCAAAUUUGCAGGUAAACCUAUUGUAUAUCCAUAGAGGAUGAGAGUGGCUACGUAAACAUCCCAUCUUUGAAUUUUACUUCAUAAAUGGAAAGCCAACUGCACAAGGGAGGAUGUGUUGAAACGAGCAAUGAGCCUCCUCUGCCGAGCAGUUUCCUCCGGACAGCCUCUGAAAGUUUUUGGGUUAAGAUAUGGAACUUUGAAUUUUGCGGGCGAGGUCCUCGACUGUUCCAUAUCAACUUCCCUCAACCAUGGAAUUCAUUUAUUCCACUGCCCAGAUCCGUGGGAACAUUCUUAAUGUUGAUGUCUUCAUGCCGGAAGACAGUGGCGGAGCCAGGAAUGGCAGGGGCCUCGGCUUCACCUGUCUCCACCCCUGCCGGAAGAUAAGCAUGUUUUUCACUCAAGAAGUGAAUUUGUGUUUAAUCCUGCUAAAUGGUCACGUGUCAAAAUGGAUGAGGAUUUCCUAAAGCUUUCAAGAACGUUCAAAUCAAUGAUAUCUAUUGUUCGAGUGCCUUCUUCGGAUCCAAAUUAUAAGAUUGCAGUUCUUGCAUCAAAGCAGGACCACUGUCUUGUAGAUUUAUUGCAUGGGUAGCAGGAUGGAACACUUCCUGUUCAGAUAACUUCUGUAAUUAGUAAUCAUGAUAGAAGUCCAAACACCUACGUGAUUCGAUUUCUUGAAAGGCAUGGAAUUCCAUAUCAUCAUUUGGAGACUACUAAUCAUCCUACAACAUUUCAAUCUCUUCUUGCGUAGUAUUUAUUUUAGUUGAAUUGAGAAACUGGAUUCUAUCUGGUUAUGUAUUUAUAAGAACUCUCUAUAGUUUGUGUGAGGAACUUGAUGCAAGAAUCAACUUCCAUUUCCUUCCAUUCACGAUUCAUCAUCCUUGUCUAUGUGAUAUCUUACAUAAACAGUUUAGUUCCCCAAAAGUAUUGCCCCAACCGAUCUGUAGGACUUCUAAAGUAAAGCAUGAAUUGAG
Molecule: messenger RNA, 3847 nt
Organism: Cuscuta epithymum
Lineage: Eukaryota; Viridiplantae; Streptophyta; Magnoliopsida; Solanales; Convolvulaceae
Source: the annotation of a GenBank genome assembly